Aegilops tauschii subsp. strangulata is the source of this 1132-nucleotide messenger RNA. RefSeq names its product NADPH-dependent aldehyde reductase-like protein, chloroplastic. Gene Ontology annotation, molecular function: oxidoreductase activity. Lineage: Eukaryota; Viridiplantae; Streptophyta; Magnoliopsida; Poales; Poaceae. The record is from RefSeq and is a predicted model, not a curated record.
ACUCUCAACUCAUUCAUCACGGUAGUAUCUCUUGGGGCGUGCCCAUGGUCAAAGGGGAAGAUUGAUAAUCCACGCCCUGCGUCACCCAUGACGAGUGUGCUCCCCGCUAGCAAAACCAUAUUUAUAUGAACUCAACCUCGGCCAUCACAAACUCGCAAAGUCAGUCGCACACUCGCAAUCUCGCAAACAAGCUCAUGGCCACCUCGGCGAUCACAUCCCCAGCGGCGCCGGCAGCGACGCUGCCACUGGCCGGCCGCGUGGCCAUCGUCACCGGCGCGUCGCGCGGCAUCGGCCGCGGCAUCGCGACCCACCUGUCGUCCCUCGGGGCCAGCCUGGUCCUCGGGUACGCCUCCAGCUCUCAGCAGGCGGACGCGCUGGCCGCUGAGCUCCCGCGCGCCGUGGCGGUCAAAGCCGACGUUUCCGACGAGGCGGGCGUCCGGUCCCUCUUUGACGCGGCGGAGUCCGCCUUCGGCGGCGCGGCGCACAUCCUGGUGGCCUGCGCGGGCCUGGGCAUCGGGACCUACCCGUCGCUCGCCAACACCUCCACGGCGGACUUCGACAACGUGUUCGCGGUGAACACCCGGGGCGCGUUUCUGUGCCUCCGUGAGGCGGCAAACCGGCUGCGGCGCGGCGGCGGGGGCCGGAUCGUGGCCGUGUCCUCGACGCUGGCGGCGACGCUGCUCCCUGGCUACGCGGCGUACGCGGCGUCCAAGGCGGCCGUGGAAGCGAUGGUGCGGGUGGCCGCGAAGGAGCUCGGGUCGGCGCGGGUGACAGUGAACUGCGUGGCGCCGGGGCCCGUGGCGACGGAGCUCUUCUUCGACGGGAAGAGCGAGGAGGCGGUGGAGAGGUUCAGGGCCGGGCACCCGAUGGGGCGGCUUGGGGAGGUGGGCGACAUCGCGCCGGCGGUCGGGUUCCUCUGCACGGACGCGGCCGAGUGGGUGAACGGCCAGGUCAUUCGGGUCAACGGCGGCAUUGCUUAGCGUGGUGUCUCUGUUUCUCCCUUUCAAACGGAUGCCUCCGUUUUUUAAAAUUGCUGUGCGCGUUUGUGUGUGGCUGGGUUUUUUGUUGGAAGGAUUGUGGUUGCAUGCAUCUUUUUUAUGAAAGAAGUUGCACGUAUGUGCGUGUUGUAUCA